Molecule: messenger RNA, 1510 nt
Organism: Condylura cristata (star-nosed mole)
Lineage: Eukaryota; Metazoa; Chordata; Mammalia; Eulipotyphla; Talpidae
Gene: SCGN
Product: secretagogin, EF-hand calcium binding protein
Exons: 11
Coding region: 234-1064 (276 amino acids)
Biological process (GO): regulation of long-term synaptic potentiation; regulation of presynaptic cytosolic calcium ion concentration
Cellular component (GO): dendrite; terminal bouton; cytosol
Molecular function (GO): calcium ion binding
Source: RefSeq, a predicted model, not a curated record
GGGCUUCAAGCGCUGAUGUGGCUGAGAGCCCGGUCCCGGCUUGGGGACUGCUGGGCGACAGCAAGGCGCCACCAGCAGCCUCGCCAGCCGGCCUCGCGUCCGCCCCAUUGACAGCUACUCAGAAAACCAUAGAAGCGGGCGAAGGAGUGUCAGAAACCUUCGCAGAGUAGUUGCUGAAAAAGUUCUCUUAAGUGUUCCUUGCGAGCCCGAGCCUGAGCUUUGUGGUCAAUACCAUGGACAGCGCUCGAGAACCCACGCAGCAGCACCUGGAUGCCGCGGGCUUCUGGCAGGUCUGGCUGCACUUUGAUGCAAAUGAAAAAGGUUACAUAGAAGAGAAGGAUCUUGAUGCUUUCUUUCGCCUCUUGUUGACAAAACUGAAUGCUGAUGAAGCAGUCAUGGAAGAAAAUGCACAGAAGUUGAAACAGCAAUUUAUGGCUACCCACCGUGUCGCUGAAGAUGGCCGCAUACAGAUGCAAGAGGUAGCCAGCCUGUUCUUAUCUGAGGAUGAAAACUUUCUCCUGUUCUUCCGCCAAGAAUCCCCCUUGGACAGCAGCGUAGAGUUUAUGCAGAUUUGGCGUAAAUAUGAUGCUGACAGCAGCGGCUUUAUAUCAGCUGCUGAGCUUCGUAACUUCCUUCGAGAUCUGUUCCUUCACCAGGAAAAGGUCAUUUCUGAGGCCAAACUGGAAGAAUAUACUGGCACCAUGAUGAAGAUCUUUGACAAAAAUAAAGAUGGUCGGUUGGAUCUUAAUGAUUUGGCAAGGAUUCUGGCUCUUCAGGAAAACUUCCUUCUUCAAUUUAAAAUGGAUGCUUGUUCCACUGAAGAAAGAAAGAGAGACUUUGAGAAAAUUUUUGCCCAUUAUGAUGUUAGUAAAACUGGAGCGCUAGAAGGCCCUGAAGUUGAUGGGUUUGUCAAAGACAUGAUGGAGCUUGUUCAGCCCAGCAUCCGUGGGGUGGACCUUGAUAAGUUCCGGGAGAUUCUUUUGCGUCACUGCGAUGUGAACAAGGAUGGAAAAAUUCAGAAGUCUGAGCUGGCCCUGUGUCUUGGGCUGAAAGGCAACCCAUAAAUCCCCAGACCAAUCUGCUUUUUGCUUUUAAUUGGUGUGUUUGCUCCUGCUGGUAAAAUUGUAUCUGUGCUUUGCUGUUGGGGACUCUGGGCAAACGUUCCAACAGAUGCUGUGAUGUUCUUGGGUGCCUAGAGACCACCUUCUACCUACAGACACAGCAAUUUCUUGCCUCACCAGAAGUCCCCCACCACUGUCUUUUAUGUUGUCCCUUGACCCUGGGUUUCCCAACCCCCACCCCUGGCUGUACCCCAAGACUCAGCGAAACUAUUGGAUCUGCUCUUCUUGUCUUCCCCUAGUCAUCUGGGUGAUGGUGACAGCUGAUUCCAUCCAUCUGAUUCUUCUCGUGGCCUUUCUGCUGAGUCUGAAUGGUGCGUGACUUUGUUAACAGUCCUGUGACUUCUAUAAAUUGAUCUUGGUGCAGAAAUAAACUUGCUCCUGGGAACAAA